CUAGAAACAACUUCUUCAAGGCAUGUAAUGGUUUCUGGAAGAGAGGCACACAUUUCCCGAAAUUACAAUGCUCUCGCUUAGACUGCUGUAUUUUCAAGCGUUUGGAACCCUGGUAGGAUUAUCCGUGGUUUUAGUGGUUGUUAGUGGUGACGAAGAUAUUGCCCUCAACAUCACGCCUUUGGAGGAAUUGACCAAGGUUCCAUUAUGCUCAUGGGUGCCUCAAGACAUUGUGGAAUGCGAUAUCAUCGUGGAACCCGUUUGCAAAACCAAAGUGACGAGGGAAUGCCGCAUCCAAUCAACUCCAAGGAGACGAUGCGGUCGGAGGAAAGAGAGGAAAAAAUGCACCGUGGUGCCCUAUCCCGAAUGUAAACGCAUUUGCAUGAGUCCGGAAAAGGACGAAAUCCAGAAAUGUAAAGUGGUGGAACUCUGCACAAAGUCAGGAGACGGCGAAGAUUGUCCUUUGGAAGAGAUUUGUUAUAACAAACCUCUGUCCACCCCGGAGUUACGGGCCCGUUGUUUGGUGGAAAGCUGUCAGAAGUGUGAGAUUGUCGAGGAUAGGAGCGGAGACUCCAAUGAUAUCGAUGACUGUGAAACUCGAGCAGAUCCAGGUCCUGAUUGCGAUUUGAUUGAGACGCAAGAGUGUGUGGAGGAAGAGCGGGAGAUCUGUGAGACCAGACCCGGUGAUCCUGUCCUGGUCUGUGAUGAAUGAGAGACAUGAGGGAAUUCAUUAACCACAAAACGAUCAGUAUUAUCUUGGCAAAAGAAAAAUAAUUAGAGGAACCACUGACUCCAAGAAUAACCUUGGUUUUGGCUCGUCAUGUCCAUUCAUUUCCCUCGAGUAGGAAAGUCGAAUUUACGUGAGUCUGGACGGAAAAUCUUCCGAGAAGAAGGAGUCUCUGAGCGUAGGUUCAGUUUACAAGAGGCUUAAAUAUAUUCCAAUUUAUUUGUUAGCACUCAUAGAUAUCUCUGUGUUUAGACACUGAAUAAUGAUCAAUAAAUAAAAAAUGACAUUUGGCACAAUCGA
Tigriopus californicus is the source of this 1024-nucleotide messenger RNA. RefSeq lists its product as uncharacterized. Lineage: Eukaryota; Metazoa; Arthropoda; Copepoda; Harpacticoida; Harpacticidae. The record is from RefSeq and is a predicted model, not a curated record. The transcript has 2 exons. Bases 68 to 709 code for a protein of 213 amino acids.